This is a messenger RNA of Salvia hispanica, 1159 nucleotides long. Its product is annotated as NAD(P)-binding Rossmann-fold superfamily protein. Lineage: Eukaryota; Viridiplantae; Streptophyta; Magnoliopsida; Lamiales; Lamiaceae. The record is from RefSeq and is a predicted model, not a curated record.
UGUUUGAUAUCUGUUUCCCAAACAAAAAAAACUGAGCAAGUCAUGGCGCCCAACAGCCUUACACUCGCCCCACUUCCAUUAAAACCUCCCACACAAACCUCUCACUCACUCCCUUUACUUCCUUUCCGGACUCUCACUUCUCCGUAUCAUCCUCGCAACUUGAAGAGAAAGCCAACUUUAGCAGCUUCGGUGUCCCGCUCAAAUGCUGUUACCGAACAAGUUAUUCAAUCUCACACAAACCAAACUACCCUUUCUUCCUCCAAGCUUGUCCUCGUUGUUGGAGGAACCGGUGGCGUGGGUCAAUUGGUUGUAGCAUCACUGCUCGAUCGGAAUAUUAGAGCACGGCUUUUACUCCGUAAUCCGGAAAAGGCCAUCACUCUCUUUGGUGAGCAAGAUGAGGAAAAACUGCAGGUGCGGCAAGGUGACACGCGGAACCCAGAGGAUUUGGAUCCUUCAAUAUUUGAGGGUGUUACACAUGUUAUAUGCUGCACUGGAACAACAGCCUUUCCAUCUAAGAGAUGGGAUGGAGACAACACACCUGAAAGAACAGACUGGGAGGGUGUGAGAAAUCUUGUGUCAGCAGUGCCCUCAUCAGUGAAAAGAAUCAUUCUUGUUUCUUCGGUUGGAGUCACCAAGUUCAAUGAAAUUCCAUGGAGCAUCAUGAACCUUUUUGGUGUUCUAAAAUACAAGAAAAUGGGGGAGGACUUUGUUCGUAAUUCUGGCCUUCCAUAUACUAUAAUCAGACCUGGUAGGUUAACAGAUGGACCCUACACAUCUUAUGAUCUGAAUACUCUACUCCAGGCUACUGCUGGGGAACGCCGAGCAGUUGUUAUAGGCCAAGGGGAUAAACUUGUCGGGGAGGUAAGUAGACUUGUCGUAGCAGAAGCUUGUGUGCAGGCGUUGGACAUCGACUUCACUGAAGGCCAGAUCUACGAAAUCAACUCAGUCCAGGGGGAAGGACCUGGAAAGGAUCCCAGAAAGUGGGAACAGCUAUUCAAAGCUGCAACUUUAAACUGACCCAAUGCACAUAAACUUCAAAAGCCUGUGUAUAAAAAUUACCAAAGCGAAAAUGUAUCUUUCAGUCUCUUCUUUAGCUGUAUAGUACGUGCAAAACUAUUACGAUUGAAAAUCAUCAAGUACAAUAUUAUUUUUAUGGUCA